CGGUACCGUUCUUUUAUCUGGUUCAUGUAAAUGAAAACGAGAUCAUACAGUGUUGUUGCAUACUGUAAUCAGAGGAAGGAAAAGAAGAAAGCGAGGAAAUGGCGUUGAGCUCGAUGACGUGGGCUUACGCACGGAUCAUAGCUGGAACACUUCUCGGUGGGACUCUCGGAUUUUACGUAAUGCACCGCGUCGAAGUUAGCUACAAGAUGAAGAUGGAGGAAGCGUUAAGGCAAUACGAAAAGGACAUGAAGAAGAGACAAGAAGAAGAGAAUCUCGGUCACAUCAGCGGAGAUUCAGCUUAGCUUUGCCUGGGAGUAUGCACUCAAAGUGUUCGACGAAAUGCCCAAACGAGAUUCUUUCUCGUUUUCUCCUUUUUACUCUUUUUCUGUUGCUGUAAUUUUCGGUUUGGUUUGGUUGGGGGUUUGAGAAAGUUUUAUUGGCUUCGGUUUAAAGUAUCUAUACGAACCAUGAUGGACCAGAUAAACAGCGAUACUAUAUGUCCUUGUGUUUUGUAAGGGUUUCAGUGGUUUUUCUUCUAAAGAAUAAA
This is a messenger RNA of Brassica oleracea var. oleracea, 547 nucleotides long. RefSeq lists its product as uncharacterized. The record is from RefSeq and is a predicted model, not a curated record. Bases 99 to 302 code for a protein of 67 amino acids. Lineage: Eukaryota; Viridiplantae; Streptophyta; Magnoliopsida; Brassicales; Brassicaceae. The transcript is spliced from 2 exons.